GCACUUGAAAUACACGCGUGUUUACCAUUCACGCGUGUUUACCACUCACGUGACGGCUCACGUGACUGUAACCAAGAAGGCACCGCCUCCCGGCAUAAACAACUUCGUUUCUUGCCAGAGGGUUGAGCCGAUUGUCCGAGUGACUGAGUGAUUGUACUCAUGAGUCGAACAGAAGGGUUUACACUCCCUCGUAUACCAGCUGCACACUCAAGGCUGGCUGUGCCGUCGAAGACAUGGGCCAGUCAUCGUCCACAUCAUUAUCGUUCGUUGUCUGAGCCAACGUACUACACAUCAUACUUGUGUUGUCCUCGACAGGAUGUUCCUAACGCUGUGAUUCGUGACCCGCCGGCGUGUGACGAAGUGUUUGAUAAGAUUGGACGCGAUCGAGUGUUGCCACGAAUCGCUGCUAAGGUAGAUACGCCUCUGACGACGUCGGAGUAUGACAGCCUGCAUGAUCCGCAUGUGAGGCAUCUCUACUUGAGGAAUAAGUCACUGAGACAGCAUCUCAUUCGAAAUGGUUUGGUGACCGAAGAAUUACGAGUUUUAGGAAGACCUGAAGAAUAUCGUCAACAUGUUAGAGCUCACGAGAUAUUGGAACGAAAAGAACAGCUGCAGAGGAAACUGGAAGAGAGAGAAGUGAAUCGGUUGUCAAAGAUUGGAAUCAAACAUCCUCGUCUUCCAAAACUUGUCCUCAAGGAAAUGGAACGAGCAGAAACACGUCAAGCACACACUCAACACAGACAGACCAGACAAGCAGAAGAACGCAAUCAACAACUGCAGGACAAACACGAAGAAAGGAGAAUGCAGGAGGCGGCCAAGAAACAGGCAAGGCUAGCAAGACAGAGAGAAGAAGAGAUGGAGGAAGAGCAGAGAAGAGAAGAACGACGUCAACAAGAAGAGGAGAUGUUCAUGACCAAGUACAACAACCGAUUUGCGGAGCUACCAAACGGAUCAGAGAUUGCUGCUUGGCAUCGCGAGGCGGACGUCUUAGAGCACAGAAUUCAAGUAAUGGAGUAUCUACAUUGGGGAGCAGAUGGACAACGUGGUAUGGAAGGCAACUCUCUCUUGGCAUACCUCAAUACAAUAGACUGGGACCAAAGAGUAAAGGAGGCAUCAUCUCAACCGAGACGCAGAAUAGAAGAGGCCAAGAUAGCCAAAGAAUUUGCUGAUGCUGAAGCUGAACGAACUGCAGUUCGCCAAGAUCUGGACAACGUGAAAGUCGAGUUACAAACAGAACUCGAUGCUCUUUCACGGGAAGAAAGAGGCUCACAUCAACUUUCACAGGAAGAGGACACACAACAGAGAGAGCAGCGAGGUGAUGAAGGCAUGCAGGCAGUGGUUAGUGAUGUUGACCUCUUUCAAGACCUUCUCACAUCAAAUUUUAAAACUGUGGACGAUGAUAACAACGGGUAUCUUCCACUAGAUUCGUUUGUAUCAGUUUUGAAUUCACGUGCAGUAGAUCUACAACUAAACGACGAGGAGAUGCAUUACAUACUUUCGCAUGCGAGUCAUACGGACGAUGGAUACGUGUCCUACACGGAUGUCGUACCAAUUAUGAGCAACAUAUUGAGGGAAAUCUACAAAGAAAGAGCAGAGACAGGCCAAGACACAGAGUUAGGUCUGUGGAAGAUGCUGUACUCACCAACUCGAGGUUAUGUUUACUUUCACAAAGAGACUGGCGACGUACAGCGAACGAGACCGGCAGAUUAUGUUCCGCCAUUGAGGGAUGAGUUGUUUUGGGAGACGAUGUUGGACAUAUUUACUACGGCUGAUAGCAAUCAGGAUGGAUUGCUGGAUAGACAUGAAUUAUACUUGCUGCUUAUGUCUAAGACAGUUGGUCUUCGAUUGUCGGAAGAGCAACGAGGUCAAGUGCUUGAUCUGUUUGAUAGUAUGGGAGCAGCCGCAGUUGCAUUCGAAGAUUUUAUACCGCUGGCAAGAAUUAUUAUCAUGAUGGUGUAUCAAAGGCAGUACGACGGUUCAGCACAGUGGAUAGAGUUGAACAGUGCUGAAUAUGGACCAUUCUGGUAUGAUCGUCACACAGGUGAAGUGCUGCUCAAUCCACCAGCAUCUGUCAGCUCUGAAGAGGUGACAGCUACUGAACCUGUCAGUGAUGAACAUGGAAUUCUACCAAUUGCUCCGCAGGAACCAAGCCAUAGUGCUCCUUCUUCGGUCUCGAGGAGUCUAGGUGGUGUUCUUCCUCCUAUUGCAGAAGUCACUGAUAGAGAUACUCUUGGAGGGAGCCCUGAGUCAGCAGCUGCUAUUAAAAGAUCUUCUUCAUUAGACAUAGAACGUCCUCAGAGUCCUCUUCCACCAGCUGAUACUCCAGAAGUUGACAAUCGACCUGAAUCACCUUUGUAUAGGGAUGUAUCUGAGGCACGUGGAACAAUAGGAGCGAGCCAUGAGUCAGAACGAAGUCAAGGAAAGCGCCGACAUAGAACCAGACGGUCAAGGAGCAGGCUUGAAAGGUCAUUUUCACGCGAGGAGAGAUCCAAAGAGGCAAAGAGUCGAGGACAUUCUCGACGACGUAGAAGACACUUGGAACGGGCAGCAGUCAGUGAUAUAAACAAUGUUGAUGUAGAGCAUUUGGCAGAGCAAUUUCAGGGUGAGAGCAAAAUGGUGAAGACAACUGUCAUACCCGAUGAGUCAGUAGAAGCACAUCAGAAGACAGAGACAAUGAAUAACAAUGUAGCUGAAGCUGCUGAUAAGUCAGAUGCAGUCGAGCCAGAAAAUUUUGCACCAGUGUCAGAGCUUCAGGAAAAGACAACAGAAGUGGCUGCAGUAUCACCCAUUGUGCAGGAAGAAAGAGACGUGUACAGUAAAGAAAGUCAACUUGAUGAUUCUGAAGAAGCCAAUGUGAUUCUCGAUAAAGCAGAUCUUCAAGAACAUGAAGGUAGCAAUCAACAUUUGGCACAAGAUAAGUAUGUAACACAACAGAGUGAUCAGUACGAGCAGGGCAAGAUCGAAGAGGAUACGUCAGAAAGAAUAGAAGGGGAGGAAUCGCUAGAAGCUGAAGUAGUCAGCACUAAAAAUGAGCCUGUAGAUGCAGAUGCCAAUUUGGAGGAACCAACUGUUGAGCAAGAAAUGCACUUGAACUCUGUUACAGACAUAGAGCCACACAAUCAAGUAGGAGAAGACACUCUCUCUACUAUCAAGUCUGCAGGAAGCGAGGAACAUGAAUCAUCAGCACUAGAAGAUGACAAUCCAACACAUAAGCCAAUCCUGGAAGACCAGAUUGAGAAUCAAGUUGACAUCAUGUCGAAAUCAGUCAGUGAUAGCACGUUACUUCUAACAGACAAAGAGGCAAACGACUUGGACAUGGUCACAGACAAUACUGAGCCAAUGGCUAUCAAAGAUAGAAACCUACCGGAUGAUGAUAAAAUCAGUUUGGGUACGAGGAGCUUACCCAAGAUAUCCAAAUCUAAAUUCAAUGGGCCGUCAUCUCGAGCUGGUUCUGCAUCCACAGGUAAAGCCACUAUCGGACAGAUCUCUCCAACAUCGAGUUUCUUUCAGUCACACGAGGGUCUAGUCAAGGACUCUCCCACUGCGAGUGAAUCUAGAAUGAAAAGUCAGUCACAGGCAAGUGGAAUAAAGACAAAUGUCGAUGACAAUAAUUAUUCUAUACCAACUGAUCAUCAGUCGAUAACUGAUCAGGAGAAGUUGGCAUCGCGAAGAAGCUCACUAAUUGAAGCUCAGUAAUACUGAUUUCCUAAUUAAGUUUGAGAAAGACUUAUGUAUUUCAAGUUGUAUUGCAAAGAUCAAGUCCGUACUUACUUACCAUGUUUGUAUUUCUUAUAAGACAUUGAGAAUGUCAUGCAGAGGUACAAUGUAUGUAUAUAGACAUGUCAUUGUGUUAGCAGUAUUCAAGUCUCUACAUACUGUAUUUGAGAGGUAAAAAGAGUCAGUCGAUGCAAGUGCAAGUAAUAGGAAUUUAAACCUUGAAACUAGG
Corticium candelabrum is the source of this 3946-nucleotide messenger RNA. RefSeq lists its product as uncharacterized. The transcript is spliced from 20 exons. The coding region runs from base 160 to 3696 and encodes 1178 amino acids. NCBI's taxonomy places the organism in Eukaryota, Metazoa, Porifera, Homoscleromorpha, Homosclerophorida, Plakinidae. The record is from RefSeq and is a predicted model, not a curated record.